CACAGGAAGGUCACACCAUCCCCCACCAUCAUCAGGGUGAAGAUCUGAUGAACAUGAAAGCUGAGGGUGAAGUAGAAGAGACGUAUGUGAGGGAUGAUCAGCAGUCUAUGGAGGAGGCUGGAAUGAUGAGGACAUUCAUAGAGGAGGACACUCCUACAGAGAUCAGCACAGGACACUCUAUCAAGAAAACCUCAAAGGAUUAUCCAACUUCAUCUCCAGAUUUAAAAAAAGAAGAUGAGAAACUCCCAAGUGAUUUUGGAGGACCUCACGGUGAGGAUAGACCAUUGAAUUCCUAUGACUCUGAGCAACCUCGUACUGUGAGGGAUGGUGUCGGAACUCAGGACGAGAAGACGUUUUCCGAUUCAGAAUGUGUAGAAAGUUUCAUCUUUGAACCCAGUCUCUAUGCCCAUCAAGCGGCAGAGAAGCCGCAUGCCUGCCCUGACUGCGGGAAACGUUUUACCACAAGAUCACUAGUGGUCAGACAUCAAAGAUCUCACACGGGGGAGAAGCCUUAUUCCUGUUCCCAGUGUGGGAAAUCGUAUUCUCAAACAUCUCAACUUGUCAGACAUCAGCGAUCUCACACGGGGGAGAAGCCGUAUUCUUGCCCUGAGUGCGGGAAAUGUUAUCCAGUAAAAUAUGAACUAGUAGCACAUCGCAGAUCACACACAGGGGAGAGGCCAUAUUCCUGCUCUGAGUGCGGCAAAUGUUACCCACGUAAAUCGCAACUAGUCAGACAUCAAACCUCUCACACAGGGGUGUUGCCAUUUUCCUGCCAUGAGUGCGGAAAGUGUUUUCUAACGGAGUCCCAUCUCUACAGACAUCAGAAAACUCACACUGGCGAGAAGCCGUUUUCCUGCCCCGAGUGCGGGAAAUGUUUUUCAGAGAAGUCCCAUCUUCAGAGACAUCAGAAAACUCACACGGGCGAGAAGCCGUAUUCUUGCCUUGAGUGCGGAAAAUGUUAUCCACGAAAAGCGCAACUCGUCAGGCAUCAAUUAUCUCACACUGGAGAGAAGCCGUAUUCUUGCCCUGAGUGUGGGAAACGUUUCUUAAAUGAGUCAAACCUUUAUACUCAUCAAAAGACUCACACGGGUGAGAAGCCGUAUUCCUGCUCUGACUGCGGGAAAUGUUUUUCGGAAAAGUCCAAGCUUUACAUACAUCAGAGGUCUCAUACUGGAGAGAAGCCGUAUUCCUGUCCCGAGUGCGGGAAAUGUUUUGCACAGAAGGCCCAUCUUCACGGACAUCAGAGAUGCCACACGGGGGAGAAGCCGUAUUCCUGCCCUGAGUGCGGAAAAUGUUUUUCACAGAGUUCUCAUGUUACCAAACAUCAGAGAACCCACACAACUCAAGGCCUGGUACUCGCCCAAGUACAAGAAAUCCUAAAUCAGGGGGUGAUACAUAUGAAUAGUCUCAAGGGACAGAAGAAUGGAAACCUCAAGGAUUUUAAUAUCAUUAUCAAAGAAGAGUUUAAAGAGGAGGACGAUGAGUAUGGGGGUGAAGAUCUGAUGAACAUGAAAGUUGAGGGUGAAGUAGAAGAGACGUAUGCCAUGGAGAAACCCUCAAAGGAUCGUCUCACUUUAUCUCCAGGUUGUAAAAUGGAAGAUGAGGACAUCACAGGAGAUUGUGGAGAAGAAAAGACAAUGAGCUCCACUAUGGAUGGAGGACUUCCCAGUGUGGAUAGACCAUGGAAUCCCUCUGACUCUGAGGAACCUCGUACUGUGGGGGAUGGUGUCGGAAUUCAGGAGGAGGAGGCAUUUUCUAGUCCUGAAUGUGGGGAAAGUUUUACCUUUGAACCAAGUCUCAAUGCCCAUCAGAGAUCCCUCACCAGCGAGAAGCCGCAUGCCUGCCCCGACUGCGGGAAAUGUUUCGCCACAAGAACGCUAGUCGUCAGACAUCAAAGAUCUCACACGGGGGAGAAGCCGUAUUCCUGCCCUCAGUGCGGGAAAUCUUACUCACAAACCUCACAACUUCUCAGACAUCGGCGACUACACACCGGGGAGAAACCGUAUCCCUGCCCUGAGUGCAGGAAAUGUUUUCCAGUAAAAUAUGAACUAGUCGCACAUCAAAGAUCUCAUAUGGGGGAGAAGCCGUUUUCCUGCCCUGAGUGUGGAAAAGGUUAUCCACGAAAAUUACAUCUGAUCAGACAUCAAAGAAUUCACACUGGGCAGAAACCGUAUUCUUGCCUCGAGUGCGGGAAAUGCUUUAAAGAGAAGUCUCAUCUCCUCACCCAUCAGAGAACUCACACGGGUGAGAAACCAUAUUCCUGCCCUGAGUGUGGGAAAUGCUUUUCGGAGAAGUAUCAUCUUAACACUCAUCUGAAAACUCACACGGGGGAGAAGCCGUAUUCCUGCCCCGAUUGCGGGAAAUGUUUUUUAACAACUUCCCAUCUUAACAGACAUCAGCGAAUGCACACGGGGGAGAAGCCGUAUUCCUGCCCUGAGUGCGGGAAAGGUUUUACGAGGAAAUCUCAUGUUUCUAGACACCAGAGGUCCCACACAGCCCUCAAAAAGCCUUCGUGACUUGAGUGUGGGAAAUGUCUCCUACGCCUGACCUUGAUAUACAUUUUGGGAAAACCAGAAGGCGGGAAAUGUUUUAAAGAAAAGUCCCAUCUCUUCACCCAUCAGAGAACUCACACGGGUGAGAAGCCGUAUUCCUGCCCCAAGUGCGGGAAAUGUUUUUUAACAACUUCCCAUUUAAACAGACAUCAGAGAAUGCACACAAGCAUUAAGCCGUAUUCUUGCUCUGAGUGCGGGAAAGGUUUUACGAGGAAAUAUCAUGUUUCCAGAGACAACCCUAUAGAGAAGCCCUAGUGACUUGAGUAUGGGAAAUGUCUUCUGGAGUGGAACCUCGGAUUGCGAGUAACGCGGUUAACAAGCAUUUUGCAAUACGAGCACUGUAUUUGCUAAAAUCCUAACUUGGUUUGGGUGUUGUCUCGCGAAACGAGCCAGAUUCAGGCCAAAGCGGGUGCAGUACUGCGCCACAAUUGUCCUGAGUUGGGGGGGCACCGGAGCCGAAUUGCACCGAUUGGCGGCUUCCCGAAACAGCCGGAAAGGCACAAGGGACAGUUCAGCUG
Messenger RNA from Rana temporaria (common frog), 3070 nucleotides. Its product is annotated as oocyte zinc finger protein XlCOF22-like. The record is from RefSeq and is a predicted model, not a curated record. The transcript has 7 exons. The coding region runs from base 48 to 2516 and encodes 822 amino acids. NCBI's taxonomy places the organism in Eukaryota, Metazoa, Chordata, Amphibia, Anura, Ranidae.